UAUACUCCUUAUGUUUGAAAUGUAAAAAAUUAUGACUAUGGCUAGAACUCCAACAAUCAAAUAGAUUUGUGAAACUUUAUGCUACUUAACCAUAAACAUAGUACUAUUAGCAUUUUAUGCUUCUAUCCCUGAAGCUUUCAGUGAUGAUAUGACUAAAUAUAGAGGUCUAUCUAUUGCCGGCAAUGUUUUUAUGAUGAUUGGAUAUUUGUUAAUAGUAGCACUCCAUUUCAAAUACAUUUUUUACGCGGCUUUAGGGAUAAUAGCAAUUAUGAAUUUUGGGAUGUUUUUGUUAUUAAUUGGUAUGGGUAUUGGAGCUAAGGAAUAUGAGGUAUCACUUUAAUAUAAUUAUUUAUAGAUUUUCACGUUCAAUAUCGCAGUUGCAUUUUGGUUCAUUCAAUUGGCAAUAGACAUCUUGGGAAUGUUGGUGGUUCACAAAAUAUACAAAAUUAAUUAGGAUGAAUAAAAUGACAAAGUCCCACAAUAAAAUAAUGAAGCAAAUAAGGCUGCAAAUAAUGCUUCUUAGCCUCAAGUUCAAUUAUGA
This is a messenger RNA of Paramecium octaurelia, 541 nucleotides long. Lineage: Eukaryota; Ciliophora; Oligohymenophorea; Peniculida; Parameciidae. The record is from the annotation of a GenBank genome assembly.